This is a messenger RNA of Aureobasidium subglaciale EXF-2481, 3189 nucleotides long. RefSeq lists its product as uncharacterized. NCBI's taxonomy places the organism in Eukaryota, Fungi, Ascomycota, Dothideomycetes, Dothideales, Saccotheciaceae. The transcript is spliced from 2 exons. Bases 85 to 3096 code for a protein of 1003 amino acids. The record is from RefSeq and is a predicted model, not a curated record.
GACGUCUUAUAUCUUUUCCAAACAUUUGAACAUACUUAUACGUGGAUCGAACAAAAGGGAAUGUCGCCGAGUUUCCAGUGAGUGAUGCCAUCAGAAAGCACUGGGCAAGUCUCGUCUCUGGGCCGUCAUUUCAACCCCCGGAACCUUAGGAACGCGACACUAAUUCUACCACGGACUGGAGAACGUGUUAGACGUGCCUUUUCGUUGCCUACCUUAGGAGACGAUGCUCACGAGGAAUCUGGUUCGUCAGAGGAGCGUGAGGGGUUGCUAGGUGCAGAUCCUGACGCGCGACCCUCAACACCUGAAUUCAAUGCCCUACUAAACCCUCUCUACCGCUGGCGGGAUCGAUCGGUUGAUUUUUGGGCUUCAAACCUAGGACAGGGAAUCUUCAAAUGUUCCAUAGCCUAUCUUCUUGGAUCUCUUGCUACUUUCUUGCCCUUCAUCUCGGCAUUCCUCGGAAAGCAGGACGGCAAGCAUGUUGUCGCGACUGUCACGGUGUACUUUCACCCUUCGAGGACAGUAGGGAGUAUGAUUGAAGCCGUUGGUAUCGCUCUGAUUGCCUUUGUGUAUGCAGCGUUCGUAUCUUUUACCAGCAUGGCUAUCAGCAUGGCUCUGGGCAAACGGGACCUUCUGGUUCUUGGUCAUGCUAUCGUUCUGGUGGUAUUUUGUGCUGGUGGACUGGGUUUCAUCGGUUGGCUCAAACAGCGACUUGGUCACCCGACUGUCAAUGUUGGAUGCAGUCUUGCCUCACUGGCCAUCAUUACCAUCUUGACCAAGGAAGGAUCUAUUCAAGCUGCCAAAUUUUCCGAAGACAAAGUUUUCCAAGUCUUGCGGAUGGUUCUGCUUGGUAUGGCAGCCACCACGGCAGUCAAUCUGCUUGUCAAACCACGAUACGCCAAGAAAGAGCUACACCGCGACCUUGUCAAGACUACAGACUUACUUGGGGCCAAGCUCAUCGCCAUCACGCGAGCUUUCCUUACAGGCUCCGAAACGGAGAUGCAAGGUGCAGCAUACAGGCAAGUCGACAAGGACUGCAAGGCCAGUGAAUUGUCAAUGAAGAAGAACCUGGUUGAAGCGAAAUACGAGCAUUACAUGUUGGGCAGGGAAAAAGAAUAUCGUCUCGAGGUCAAGCUUGUCAAAUGUCUGCAAGGAUUAUCCCAGAGCAUUGGCGGUCUCUACAGUGCGGCAAGCACGCAAUUUGCGCUCAUCAAAUCAUCACCACACAUCAACAGGUCGGCAUCCAUGUCUUCCUCUUUUCUCGGUGGCUCUCAGCUUGUGAGCGAACCGGGCGAAAUUCGAGGGACUUUGACACCUAUUAGCGAAGCUCCUGAGUCGCCAGCUGAUCAGCCUAUACCGUUUAGUCCCAUGGCCUCAAGCUUCACCAGUAACUUCACAGAUAAACGACCUUCAUUGUCGCCCUCUGAAAUGUUUACGACAUUCAUAACGCAACUAGGACCGCCGAUGAAGUCGCUGGCUUUUACUCUCAAAUCUAUCCUGGAUGAGCUGCCCUUUCAACCCGGUACAGACGAUGUGAUCGCGGUCAAUGUUAACUUCCGAUCAAGUCUUGCUCAAGCAAUUGACUUGUUUAAUAAUACUAGAAAAGGAGCCUUGUCAACGCUAUAUCGUAACAAGGAAAUUACGAACGCAAAAUCCCUCGAGCGUGUGGCUGACCUGGAAGAAGUUGCAGCUAGCUGUGGACAUUAUGCUGCCGCGAUGGUCGAUUUUGCCGAAGACACUCUCGAGUAUCUUGAAAUUCUGGAAGAACUAAAGGAAGAAAUCGAACAAGAAGAUCGAACACGUUCCUGGACUUGGAUGGCCUUUUGGAGAAGGAAUGAUUCCGACAAGACUGCUGCAGUGGAAGCCGGCCUGUCAUUGAUUCACGAGCCUGACGAGGCUUUGACAACUGACAUUCUCAAGCCCAUCUUACAAGCGGAUACAUUUGCGAGAGCAGGUCUCAACAUCAAGGAACCACUGACACAUCAGGUUUAUCGCAUGUUCAAGUUUAUUCGACGAGACGACAUCAGAUUUGCGAUAAAGGUUGGUGUGGGAGCAGCUCUCUUUGCAUUGCCAUCAUUCAUGGUAUGGUCACGACCGUUCUACCAACAUUGGCGCGGAGAGUGGGGUCUUGUCUCUUAUAUGGUUGUGUGCUCUAUGACCAUCGGAGCUUCCAACACGACGGGUGUUGAGCGAUUCCUCGGCACAGCCAUGGGCGCAAUACUGGCAAUUAUGGCUUGGAUCAUCUCGGACGACAGUCCUUGGCUCCUCGGGUUCUUCGGCUGGCUAAUGUCGCUUGGCUGCUUCUACAUCAUCCUGGUUCAAGGCAAAGGACCUAUGGGCCGUUUCAUCCUUCUCACCUACAACCUUUCCGCUCUCUACGCAUACUCGCUGUCUGUCAAGGACAAUGAUGACGACGAUGAUGAAGGAGGUAUCAAUCCUGAGAUUUGGGAGAUUGUGCUUCAUCGCUUCGUAGCAGUCAUCGCAGGCUGUCUCUGGGGCAUCGUGGUGACCAGAGUGAUCUGGCCCAUCUCUGCCCGUCGCAAGCUCAAGAAUGGCAUCUGCUUACUUUGGCUUCGUAUGUCGCUGAUCUGGCGCAGAGACCCGCUGGCCAUGUUCCUCCUCGGCGAGCCCGUCUCGACAUACAUGGAUAUUCGUGAAGAAUCCGAGCUCCAAACUUUCCUUGCGCAAUUGGAAGCUCUCCGCAAAGCUGCUGCUUCUGAGUUUGAAUUUCGAGCUCCGUUCCCUGACAAGAUUUUCGGCAAGAUAUUGGAAAGAACGAAGCGCAUGUUGGACAACUUCCACGCCAUGAAUAUGGUGAUAGCCAAAGACCUCAAGGCGAGCCCUGGAGAGGCUGAGGUAUUGAGAUACACCAGAGCCGAACGAUUUGCUUUGUCUGCGAGAAUCAGUCAUUUAUUCUCUGUGCUAGCCAGUUCGGUCAAGCUUGAAUAUCCGCUCAACGAUGUGUUGCCCAACAUCGAUCACACCAGAGACAGACUGCUGGCGAAGAUCUUUGAGUUCAGAAGGGACAGUGACAAGGCUUCUUUGGCGACUGAGGAGGACUAUGAGUUGCUGUAUGCGUAUGGUAAGUUUGAUCUAUAAUCACCCUCAUGACUUCGUUUUGCUAAUUUGGACUGUAGCGCUCGUGACUGGAUCCCUGGCACAGGAAAUCAUGGGUGUCAGUGCAGAUUUGGA